AUGCCAACCACCUCUCGCAAAACUCGUUCCACCCGAACGCCUUCAUCAUCAAAAAAAGCAAGCUCCUCGUCCUCAAACAGCACUAGUAGAACGUCCUCUCCAACACCAAAUCACAAACGAAGUGUUCAUCAAUCAGUCAUUAAUGUGGAGGAAGAGGAUGAAGAAUUUUUGAAUCAUCAAACAUCAGCCUCCUCGGAAUCUAUUGCAGGAAACAUUCCGAGUUCAUAUAAAUCAUACGAUAUUAAACAAUUGGAAGCAAUGAGAGCGAGGAUUGCAUUAUUGGAGAGAGAUAAUUAUGUUGAUAGGAAAGGAGGAAGUGCAGGAAAGUUUAGUCUAAUUUCUGGAGGUGACUAUGAAGAAGGUAUUUGGGAUACAACGAAUGAUGUCACCAGCAGUACUAAAACCAAAUCAAAGAAAAAAAAGAAAGACACUUCUUCCGACGAUACUGAGCCAACAUCAAAGAAGAGAAAGAAUGAAUUUAAAGAUUCGAGAAAGAAAUCGGUAAAAUUCGUUCGAAGAAAAUUAGAUCAUGUAUUAUUGAAUUUGGACAAAGUUCACUUGAAUCCACAUCCCAAUUAUUUUUCAAUUGCAGCAGCUCCUUCCAUUUAUCCACCUCGAAAAUAUUGUUACACAACAGGAUUCUUAGCAAACUACACGUGUCCACACACUGGAAAGCAUUUCAUCAAUAUUCCAGCUUAUGAGCAUAUCAAAAAAGACUUUCAAUUGGAAUAG
Messenger RNA from Naegleria fowleri, 732 nucleotides. RefSeq lists its product as uncharacterized. Gene Ontology annotation, biological process: chromatin remodeling. The record is from RefSeq and is a predicted model, not a curated record. NCBI's taxonomy places the organism in Eukaryota, Heterolobosea, Eutetramitea, Acrasida, Naegleriidae. Gene Ontology annotation, cellular component: Ino80 complex. The transcript has a single exon. The coding region runs from base 1 to 732 and encodes 243 amino acids.